GGCCGGGUAGGGCUCAGCAGAUCCCCGCUUCCUGAGCCCAAAGGUUGUUUUGCUCAAGAGGAGCCCGUGGAGGAAGUGAAACCGAUGACGUCUCUGUCUCUCUUUUCUUGUGCGUCUUAAAGCAGCGCUUUUGCAAGCCGCCCCUGGGAGUCCAGACUCUGCAGCCCAAGGAGAGGAGAUGGGGGUGACCCAUUCCUUAGGCCUUCCCCAGGGGAAGGGGCCACACGCAGUCGGCUGCACGGAUGUGAUGGUGGGACAGAGCCGGAAGGGUCUCUUCUUCCGCUUGUUCUAUCCCUGCAUCUCACAAGAGCGGGCAGAACAGCCCUACUGGAUUCCCCGCUAUGAGUAUUACUGUGGACUAGCGGACUACAUGAACAUGAACCGAAAAUGGUGUGCCCCGCUGCUCAACGUGACCUUUGGCUCAUGUCGAAUCCCCGUAAGCUGGGAUGCCCCCCUGAAGUCGAGUAACCAUAAGUACCCCUUGAUCAUAUUCUCCCAUGGUUUAGGAGCCUUCCGAACUGUUUACUCUUCUAUCUGUGCUGAAAUGGCUUCCCGUGGGUUUCUGGUGAUUGCACUGGAACACAGAGACCGUUCUGCUUCUGCCACUUACUUCUGCAAGGUGGAAUCCGAAGCAGUGGACAUCCCCGAGGCUCCAGUGCAAGAAGAAUGGCUCUCCUAUCAAGGGGUGCCAAAAGAUCAGAAGGAGUUCCAUUUCCGAAACCCACAGGUCCAUCAGCGAGCAAAUGAGUGCAUCCGGGGGCUGAAGCUGAUUCGGAGCAUCAACGGCGGCAAGGCAGCUGUCAACCUCUUGCAUACAGACUUUGACCUGUCCUCGCUGGAGGAUAAUGUGGAUUUGUCCAGAGUGGCUGUCAUGGGUCACUCAUUCGGAGGGGCGACGGCAAUCCUCGCUCUCGUGAAAGAGGUGCAAUUCAAAUGUGCUAUUGCCCUAGAUGCCUGGAUGUUUCCUUUGGAGAACUCUAUGUACCCGAAAGUGACCAAGCCUGUGCUUUUCGUCAACACAGAGACCUUUCAGACUUUGGAUAGCAUAGCCAAGAUGAAAAAGAUCUGCGCCCUGAACGAUGAGACCAAAAUCAUCACUAUCUUGGGUACUGUCCAUCAGAGCCAAACUGACUUCACCUUCCUUGCGGGGAAUCUCCUGAACAGAGUCUUCCAAACAAGGGGCACCAUCAAUCCUUAUGAAGGGCUGGAUAUCACUAACCAGGCUGCACUUGCCUUCCUACAAAAGCAUCUCCAACUGAAAGAAGACUUUGACCAGUGGGAUAGUCUUCUGCAAGGUGUCGGGGAUGCUAUCAUUCCAGAUGGACCUCUGCAGAAGUCCAGCCUGUAGGCAUAAAAGACAAAGUCUCCAAGCACCCAAUGCACCCUGGAUUAUGAAGGAACAGAGCAUUCUCUUAUAUACAACAGCUGUUUGGAUUUAGCACCUGAUACCAACAUCAGGUUGCUGCAAGGCUGUGGCUUUCCUGUAGCUCACAUGAACAUGCUAUUCAGCCCUUGAUGCUACAGAGAGGAAGAUGAGAAGUGUUGUAGAUAGCUGGACAAGUCUGCCUGCAUCUCUGUGGCUUUUGGGAAGGAGCAACAAUAAGCACUGUAGCCCAAAGCACAAUCCAUCGGAGAGUCUCUCCUAUUCAGUCUCCCAUUGGAAUGAAAGGGCAGUUAAGUAAGAUCCCUUUGAUGUUGCUCUUCUGCAGUCUGUGUUCUAGGAAAAUAACUCAAUUGCUUUUAAUAGUAAAAUUCCUGCAGCUUCCUAUCAAAGGCAAACACAAUCCAAGCAGCUGAUUGUCUCACCAGUGAUGAUACCUAGAGGAUGAAGGGCCUGGCCAGUCUGUGGCUCACCAUGGAAAUGAAAGUGAAGAUUGUCCCUGAUUGGAGAACCAAAAAAAUCUCAGUGCUGUGUAGAA
Sphaerodactylus townsendi is the source of this 1919-nucleotide messenger RNA. It is a transcript of the gene PAFAH2, whose product is annotated as platelet activating factor acetylhydrolase 2. NCBI's taxonomy places the organism in Eukaryota, Metazoa, Chordata, Lepidosauria, Squamata, Sphaerodactylidae. The transcript is spliced from 10 exons. The record is from RefSeq and is a predicted model, not a curated record. Gene Ontology annotation, molecular function: 1-alkyl-2-acetylglycerophosphocholine esterase activity. Bases 179 to 1348 code for a protein of 389 amino acids.